CCCCUGUUUUCCUACUUGCCCCUGUUUCCCUACUUGCCCCUGUUUCCCUACUUGCCCUUGUUUCUCUACUUGCCCCUGUUUCCCUACUUGCCCCUGUUUCUCUACUUGCCCCUGUUUCUCUACUUGCCCCUGUUUCCCUACUUGCCCCUGUUUCUCUACUUGCCCCUGUUUCUCUACUUGCCCCUGUUUCCCUACUUGCCCCUGUUUCCCUACUUGCCCCUGUUUCUCUACUUGCCCCUGUUUCUCUACUUGCCCCUGUUUCUCUACUUACCCCUGUGUCCCUACUUCCCCAUUCCCAACCCGGAGGAGAUCAUCUCAUGGAGUGACGGAUUCGACAAACUCAUGAAGAGUCCAAGCGGACGUAAGGUAUUCAGGGAGUUCUUAAAGAUGGAGUACAGCGAAGAGAACAUACUCUUCUGGGCUGCCUGCGAGGAUUUGAAAAAGGAAGUCAAUCCGGAGCUAGUGGAGGAGAAGGCUAGGCUAAUUUACGAAGAUUUUAUAUCAAUAUUGUCGCCCAGAGAGGUGAGUUUAGACGCCCGAGUGCGCGAGAUUGUGAAUCAGAACAUGGUCGAUCCUAACGCUCGGACUUUUGACGAGGCGCAGGCACAGAUCUACACGCUCAUGAAGCGUGACUCCUAUCCGAGGUUCCUAGCCUCGCCCACCUACAAGCGACUCUUAGACAGCUUAAAAGAGAAAAAGACGGCGCCCGAACGCUUGUAGGGGGCGCUCGCAUCCGGCGUCCGACGCCGACGCCGCCGCUACGAACAAGAACGCCACCUGACGGCCGAGCUGUCGUCUGCGCGUGUGUCUCUCGCGGCGCUUCGCCGCUGAUUGUGAUGACGAUGAUGAUGAUGACGACGACGACGAUGAUGACGAUGAUGAUGAGCUGAGAGAGCGGAGACGUCGUCGAUUUGUGACGUCAUCUGACCCCUCGAUCGCCGAGACUCCUCGAUGGCUUCCCGCGAGAAUAGGCCACGUGACGACCUGCCUGUCCCGGACCAACCGACCCGGAUCACCACUCGACGAUACCGACACCCUAUUGUUCACACUCAGUGACCUUCCGUCGGGGUUGACCUGGAUGACGUCAGGCGAUGACCUUCUAUCGGGGUUGACCUGGAUGACGUCAAAUGAUGACCUUCCGUCGGGAAUGACCUGGAUGACGUCAGGCGGUGACCUUCCGUCGGGAUUGACCUGGAUGACGUCAGGCGGUGACCUUCCGUCGGGAUUGACCUGGAUGACGUCAGGCGAUGACCUUCCGUCGAGGUCGACGUUGUUGACCUUCCCCAGCGGUGACAUUCCAUCGAGGUCGACGUGCGUAACGUCAGUGACGUCAGUGACGCACGUUGCACGUCAUCAAUUCCUGUGUUGCUUCUGCUGUUUCGCCUUUCACGGCCGAGGAUACGAUUACGGUGCCGUGACGUCAUGAGUGAUAUCUGCUGGGUAGUAUUAUGCGUAGAUGCGUGCGGCGGCGGCAACGUGUGGAGUCGCGUGUUGGAGAGCGAGAGAGAGA
Priapulus caudatus is the source of this 1510-nucleotide messenger RNA. Its product is annotated as regulator of G-protein signaling 17-like. NCBI's taxonomy places the organism in Eukaryota, Metazoa, Priapulida, Priapulimorpha, Priapulimorphida, Priapulidae. The annotation marks the transcript as partial. The record is from RefSeq and is a predicted model, not a curated record. The transcript is spliced from 4 exons.